UGCUGUUUCGGGUACUCAAGGUUCCGUGCGCAGGCAGAGAACUCACCUUGGAACUGUGCAAAGGCUGCGUAGCGUACCUGCCAUUAAUUCCAACGACACUGUUCUAGAACCGAGACGGAGAUGCCCAAAUGUGCAUGAACCUUUUAGCUUUUUGCUUACCAAACAAAAGGACUUAUUUUACGCAAAUAAGCGGAAAAGCAUGCCUUGUGUUGACAGGUGGUCGUUGGGUCUGCAUACCUGCGUACUUCUGCUGGUUGUCACACGGACAGAAACUCAAAGGACAGCAGAGAGUGGUGUGACUCUACUGCAGCUGAUCGGAGACCUGCCUCCUGAUGAAUCCCGGGCCGGUCCGGGGGGGAAACCCGCCUACUACUUCGGAGGGCUGGACGGGCUUACUGCUGCGGGACAGCCGGCCCUGGCCCACCUCCCCAACUCCUUCUACAGAGACUUCUCCCUGGUCUUCCAAAUCAUCCCCUCCAGCCCCGGGGUCCUCUUCUCCAUCACAGACGCCUCCCAGAAGUUCAUGUACGUGGGGGUGAAGCUGAGCGCCCCGGACGCUGACGGCAGGAAUCAGAAGAUUCUGUUCUACUACACAGAGCCCAACUCUGAGGCCUCGUACCUGGCCGCUAGUUUCACUGUGCCCUCCCUGGACCUAGUCUCCUGGACCAAGUUCUCUCUGUCCGUGUUCAAUGACCAGGUGACCUUCUUCAUGGGAUGCGACGCCUCUGGGAAGACGGUGAAGUUGGAGCGCUCGCCGGAUGACAUGGAGCUGGACAGGGGGGCGGGCAUCUUCGUGGGUCAGGCGGGAGGUGCGGACCCUGACAGGUUCGAGGGGGCGAUUGCUGAGCUGAACGUGGUGGGUAACCCUCGAGCAGCUGAGCUACUCUGUGAAGACGAUGAUGACUCAGACGCUGCCUCAGGUGACUUUGGCAGUGGGGAUGGGGACAGAAGAGAGACCGGCAAAACUACCACCCCUCCAUCUCUCCGACCGGUGCCAGAGCCCCCUCUGACAUCAUCAGUGAGCGACAGGCUCUCAGAGACAGGUGACAGGAAUCAUCAGACCUCAGUAGAGUCCAGACCAGGGUCAGGAGGUCAACCAGGCCCUACUGGUUCUAACAGGGAGAAGGGGGACAGAGGGGAGAAGGGCAGUCCAGGGGACAGAGGUCCCGCCGGGCCAAAGGGGGACUCGGGGUCUUUCUCCAGCUCUGCCUCUUCCUCUGGCUCUUCAUCAGGCGGAGGAGGACGUGGAGAAAAGGGAGACACAGGCUUGAAGGGCAGUUCUGGGUUCGGUUACCCAGGCUCCAAGGGGGACCGUGGCGUACCUGGUCCCCCUGGCCCUCCUGGCCCUGGGGGGCCAGCUGCCCAGGUUGUGAGGCUAGGGGACGGCUCUGUGGUGCAGCCAGUGGCCGGGCCAAUGGGGCCGAUGGGGCCCCCAGGGGUCAAAGGACCAGCAGGACCCCAGGGACCAGAGGGAGAGGCGGGGGAUCCAGGAGAGGAUGGCAAAUUAGGACCUGCCGGAGACAGAGGGUUCCCAGGAACACAAGGAGACUCAGGGGUCAAAGGACAAAAGGGGGAUCGUGGUGAUGGUCACCCAGGACCCAGGGGUCCUCCAGGGCCACCUGGACACCCAGGCCCAGGGACAGUUGACCGCGCUACAUUUGUGGAUAUGGAAGGCUCAGGAGGAUUCCCAGAUUUGGAGAAAAUACAGACUCUCCGUGGUCUACCAGGCCCCCCCGGCCCCCCAGGUCCCCCUGGCCCCUCAGCCGGUGGUGUCAGCUCCCAUGAGUCAGGCUCUUUCGGACCCCCUGGACUUCCCGGACAGGACGGGGCCCGUGGCCUACCAGGGCCCGCUGGUCCACCUGGCAGGCCUGGAACCCCAGGACCCAGUAGCGGAGAGAAGGGAGAAGCUGGUGAUCUAGGUCUUCCAGGGCCCAGUGGAGAGAGGGGUUCUCAGGGUGACCCUGGAGUGCCUGGUCAGGCAGGGCAGGGGGGCUUGGCUGGGCUUCCUGGGCCCAUGGGACCGAUUGGGCCUCCAGGACCACCCGGACCCCCCGGACCUUCCUACCCCGUGCGUUAUGGUGACAGGGAGGGUUCCGGAGUGACGGGGGUCAAUGGUGUUGCUGGAGUGAUAGGGAUUCCAGGACCACAGGGUCCGCCCGGAAUCGCUGGCCUUCCGGGAAGAUCUGGUUUGCCUGGGCUUUCGGGAGAGAAGGGGAGCGAGGGAGCAAGAGGACAGAAUGGAACACCAGGGAUGGACGGAUUCCCAGGAAUAUUGGGAGACAAAGGGGAGAGGGGAGACAGAGGGGAAAGGGGUGAGCCAGGACGUGAAGGGGGACCCCCUGGACCUCCAGGAGCCCCUGGCCCACCGGGACAGAUCUACCAGACCUCAGGCAGUUUUGAUGGAGUUCUUGGGAAUCAAGGCCAGGGAGGACCAGGUCUUCCCGGCCGGGCAGGAUUCCCAGGGCCUAUGGGACCAAAGGGAGAUACAGGAGAGCCUGGACAGCCAGGAUACGCAGCUAAGGGGGAGAAAGGAGAACCUGGUAUUAUCAUGGGGCCUGAUGGAAGACCCAUGUACUUGGGAGGGCUGGGGUCUCAACCGGGAGAGAAGGGACUCCCGGGACCUGAGGGACCUCCUGGUUCCUAUGGUCCAGCUGGUCUAAAGGGAGAUAUAGGCAUGCCAGGUAGACCGGGUCGUCCUGGGUUGAAUGGUGUCAAAGGAGAGAGGGGGGAUUCAGCUGGAGGGACUGGAGGAUAUGGAGGUCCUCCAGGACCACCUGGCCCACCUGGACCCCCCGGGCCAGCAGCACCUCUGGACAGGUUCAAUAGGUAUGAUGAUGUCUCACGGUUAUAUCCUGACUCCAAAGGAGAGAAAGGUGAUCGUGGAGUACCAGGAAUACCUGGGGUACCAGGUCUCACGUCCAACUUUGACAUCUACACCUUCAAGAAGGAGAUGAAGGGAGAGAGAGGAGACUCGGGGAUGAAGGGGGAGAAGGGCGAGCCAGCCGGAGGAUAUUAUGGUGGCGGUUACAGCGGACAGGGUGGUCAACCUGGACCUCCAGGACUUCCAGGGCCAAAGGGAGAGUCCAUCAUCGGUCCUUCAGGGCCCCAGGGCCCUCCAGGUAACCCAGGAAGAGGGUACGAAGGCAGGCAAGGGAACCCAGGCCCACCGGGGCCCCCCGGACCUUCAGGAUCAUCCUCCUCACCUGGAGCCUACAGGCCAACACAGACCAUCAGCAUCCCUGGACCUCCGGGCCCUCCUGGCCCACCUGGAACUGAUGGACACUCCUCUGGGGUGAUGGUGCUGAGGUCAUAUCACACGAUGACAGCCACGGCCAGACAACAGGCAGAGGGGACGCUGGUGUAUCUGGUCGACCAAACAGACUUUUACAUCAGAGUACGAGAUGGCUUCCGGCAAAUCCAGCUUGGACCAUACAUAGCUUUACCCCCUGACCAGGGUAAUGAGGUAGCAGCUGUCGACCCUCCUCCAGUGGUCUACUACCAGCCAGAUCAUCCCUCCAACACGGCCACAGAGCAACCCCCCAGACAGCUAGACCCCCACCAGCCACAGCCUGAGGGACAACACCCUAUUUACCCCGACCCACGUUACCCGACUCACCCGGAUCCACGCUACCUAGCCCAGCCAGAUCCACGCUACCCAGCCCAGCCGGAUCCACGCUACCCAGCCCAGCCGGAUCCACGCUACCCAGCCCAGCCGGAUCCACGCUACCCAGCCCAGCCGGAUCCACGCUACCCAGCCCAGCCGGAUCCACGCUACCCAGCCCAGCCGGAUCCACGCUACCCAGCCCAUUCAGACCCCAGAUACCCCUCACACACUGAUCCACGGUACCCCAGUUAUACAGACCGCCAGCACAACCCUGACCCUGUUCAGCCGGUCCAGCCCCAGCCAGCCCCUGUCCCACAGAACCCGGUUUACUCAGACACCCGCUACCCUGUAACCCCACAACGCAGACCCAAACCCCCUGAGACCCCCAGCCACCAACACACGUCAGGCCCAAGCAUUCACCUGGUCGCCCUGAACGCCCCCCAGGGGGGUAACAUGCGGGGUAUCAGAGGGGCAGACUUCCUGUGCUUCAACCAGGCUCGGGCCAUCGGGCUGAAGGGAACCUUCCGGGCUUUCCUCUCCUCCAAGCUCCAGGACCUUUACAGCAUCGUCCGCAAGUCAGACAGAGACCGCAUGCCCAUCGUCAACCUAAAGGACGAGGUCCUGUUUGACAGUUGGGAGGCCAUCUUCAGUGACUCAGAGGGCAGAGUGAAGGACAAUGUACCCAUCUACUCCUUCGAUGGCAAAGAUAUUUUCACAGACGGCACAUGGCCAGACAAGAUGAUAUGGCACGGUUCGACCAGCAGGGGGCACGGCGAGGUGGAUAACUACUGUGAGAUGUGGCGUAUAGGGGAUCGGGCGCUGACGGGCAUGGCCUCCUCUCUACAGGGGGGCCAGCUCCUCCAACAGAGAACCAGCAGCUGUCACAGCUCCUACGCCGUGCUCUGCAUCGAGAACAGCUACAUCGAACAGUUCAAGAGAUAGGACUAACCGACCAAACGCACACACACACUACAGCCAGAUCAAGAGAUAAGCCUAAUGAAACACACACACAAACACAUCAGCCAAUCCAGGAGGCCUAACAAAACGUAUGUACCAGUGGAGGCUGGUGACUUAAAAAAUGAGGAGGAUGGUAGACCCAGGGUAUAGGCGCGGAAUGCACGGAGACAACAAAGUGCGUUUCAAAAAUCGUCAAUGACUAAUUAUUUUAACCUAAAGCAUUUAAUAAAGACAUUUAUAGUACACUAUUAUGGGGAAUGGGAAUGAGAGGGCUACUUACACAGUGUUGGAAAGGGACAACAG
Messenger RNA from Salvelinus namaycush (lake trout), 4864 nucleotides. RefSeq names its product collagen alpha-1(XVIII) chain-like. The transcript has 42 exons. NCBI's taxonomy places the organism in Eukaryota, Metazoa, Chordata, Actinopteri, Salmoniformes, Salmonidae. The coding region runs from base 200 to 4546 and encodes 1448 amino acids. The record is from RefSeq and is a predicted model, not a curated record.